AAACUCAAACAGCAGCAAGUCCUUCAGGCCAUGAGACUAAGGGAGUCAGCGGCCUCUUCGAUUUGCUCAGCAAAGACUCCGGAACCCAUCCCGCUGGAGACCUUCAAGAAGGUGGCCUUUGAGUUUGAAAUCCCCGUCUGCAAAGGUGUCCUUGAUUACGCAGCCUCCGACCUGGCCCAGUUCAAGCAGUACUGCUGCCUCCUCUGGGGAAACGUCUUCACCUUCCUGCAGCAAGUGGAGGCGCUGAUGAAGGACUACGCCGUCCCUCUGGCCAUCGUCCUGGGGAAGAAAGUGAUGGACCUCGUGCCGGAUUUUGAGCUGAGCCAGAGAGCAACCCGGGAGGAAAUCCUCUCGGUCUUAAAGAAUGUCUCCACCGUUCAGAGGUUUCUAAAGCAGCCUGGCCGGAGAUACAAAGCUCAAAAUGGGAGGGAAAAAGCAGCCAUCAAGAUCCAGGCGACCUGGAAGUGCUACAAGUUGAGAAAAUCCUACAUUGGAUUCAGGCACCGGCAGUGGGCCUCGGGCAUCAUUGCCAUCUCUUGGCUGAUCCACGUUCACCUGCAGCGUGUCCGAAAGACCCUGAAGGAUUCCCGGCAGAAACACCUGGAGAACUUCCACCUCAGGACCAAGCAUCUGGCCGCCAACUGGAAUCGCAUCAGGAGCUCUAGGAGGACGAUUAUCCAUAUCCCAUCGUUAGGAUACAAGCAGUCCCUCCGAGAGGCCGAUCCAGAUUUCGCUGUUCAUCAGGGAUCGCAGUUCGGAAGGCUGUGCGAGAUCAAAGAUCCAAAUGUGGACGUCAUCUAUAUUUGCCCCUUGGAAUUAAGUGAAGAAUUGCUGCACUACUACCAUAAACUCCUGGGUUUGCAGCCAGCCGUUCGGUCUGGGAACCCCGAGGACGUUGGUGACCUACAGGACAGGUUCAAAAUCCUCACCCCUGAAGCCAUCAACAGUUUUCCUAACCGCCCCAUGUCCCUGGCUGCCUUCUUGAAAUACAGCCCUAAGACCCUUAAAAGGGUCAGAAACCUGGUCCAAGGCCAGGAGGCCUAUAUCGUGGGAGGCCUUCUGAACCAAGACGACCUGGAAGUGGCCGAUGCGUUAGACUUGCCCAUUCUCGGCUCUGAUCCAGAAGUGGCUCAUCUCUACAGCACCAAGUCUGGAAACAAAAGAGUCUUUGACGCUGCAGGGGUUCCGGUGCCUCCCGGGCAGUUUGACAUCUAUAGCAGGCAGCAGAUGAUUGAGGCCCUCAGUCAGCUGAUUAUAGACAACAUCGAAGUGCAACGUUGGGUGUUCAAGGUGGAUAAUGAAUUUGGGGGAAAUGGGACUGCAUUUUGUGACAUCGCUAAAUAUCUCCAAUGCUAUGAUUGGAUUAUGAAGGAGCAUCAUCGAUACGGAGCAGAGAUAUGGAGUAAGAGAUGGGCUCAUGAACCAGCUUUGGUGAGGCUCUCCCAGGAGCUGCCGGGCCUUUUAGCACAGCACGCUCAGCCUGUCAAUGAGAAACGAUUUCCUACAUGGGGGAAAUUCCUCCAAACGUUUGUGAGCCAAGGUGGAGUCAUAGAAGCCUUCCCGCCUUCCGAUAGCAUCACCAGCCUCACCGUGGACAUGCUGAUUGAACCGACCGGGGAACUCACCAUGGUUUCCUGCGGGGACCAGUUUCACGCCGACAGUCCCUUGCAGUCUUCAGGGACGACCCUUCCUCAGGCUUCCGUUGAACCCAAGCUCCUUCAUCAGCUGUGUUUUAAAAUCGGGGAGGCCUGCAAAUCCAGGGGCGUGGUGGGAUACUUUUCUAUCGACUUUGUGACUUUCAUCCACCCGCAGUCCUUGGCGCAGCAGGUUUGGGCCACAGACUUGGAUCUGCGCUACAGCGAUCAGCUGGCCAUGACUCAGGUCGCGCUCUACAUAACAGAGGGGAUCUUCGACUGCACGUCAAGUCGCUUCCAGAUACAACUCCCUUCAAAGAAGCCACCUGUGCAGAAGGAACAGACCCGAUCCACUUCCCUGGCCAGCCGCUACGUUCUCAUGAGCAGUUCGAUUAAGAAUGACAACCUUUCCUUCAUUUACUAUAAUGUUUUCCUCCAGAUGUGCAAGGCUCACGGGAUCGGCUACGAUGUGCAGCUAAAAGAAGGAACCGUUUUUAUCUUGUAUGAAGACAAGAAACGAAACACAUUUGGAAUGAUAUUGCCACCUUCGGAGAUUGAAAAUAUUCAUUAAAUCCCUCCGUCUGACAGGCCCAAAUGAGAGGGCGAUUGUUUUUAAGCGUGCGAAUAGAAUCAUUGGCAAAGACGUUUCUUUGGAUAUCAUUAACAGAACAAUUGGAGAACAUCUCCAGGGGGUCCUCAUGACCUUUGCUCAGCAUCUCUUCAUCAUCUAUCAAGAAUUAUCAGCACCUAAUAUGC
Molecule: messenger RNA, 2390 nt
Organism: Thamnophis sirtalis
Lineage: Eukaryota; Metazoa; Chordata; Lepidosauria; Squamata; Natricidae
Source: RefSeq, a predicted model, not a curated record